Lachancea lanzarotensis is the source of this 1134-nucleotide messenger RNA. RefSeq names its product LALA0S14e01178g1_1 (gene VTS1). The record is from RefSeq and is a predicted model, not a curated record. The coding region runs from base 1 to 1134 and encodes 377 amino acids. The transcript has a single exon. Gene Ontology annotation, biological process: nuclear-transcribed mRNA poly(A) tail shortening; regulation of mRNA stability. Gene Ontology annotation, molecular function: translation repressor activity; mRNA binding; protein binding. Gene Ontology annotation, cellular component: P-body. NCBI's taxonomy places the organism in Eukaryota, Fungi, Ascomycota, Saccharomycetes, Saccharomycetales, Saccharomycetaceae.
AUGUUCCAGCAACAAGAAAGUUUGGGUCUCCCCACACGGGUGCACUCUCCAGUCGGUGGAAUGCCGCGAAGAGUGCAUCCUGGAGCUGUACUACUGUCUCCACAGUCUACAGCCAUGAAUAGCAUCCAUAGUGCGGGACCACCCGGCGACAAAAACAACGGCUCGCAUAUGCCACUCAGCCCUCAACUUUCGUCUCAGCAUCUUUCCCUCAACGAUCUGUUGGACCAGCAACAAAGCAUGCUCAUGGAUCACACACAACGCUCAGCAGCCGGACCUGCUGUCGUAUCUCCAAUGUUGCAACCAAAUGGCUCCAUGUUUUUGGAUUCGUUCACAAGGCCCACAAGCAGCAUGGGUCAAUUGCCCGCUCCUGCUCCUACCAACAUGGUUAACUUCACACACGACGUGAAUCAGCUUUGCUCGUGGAUGCUGAUGCUAUCUUCAGCCCAACAAAACUCAGUCAUGGAUAAUCUUCUGUCUUCGUUGAACGAGGAAGUCUUGCAACACACCAAACUGAAACUGGACAGUCUGAUUAGCUCGGGGUACAUUUCCCCCAGCGUAAGAUCGCCGCAAGUCAUAGCACCCAUGCCCGAUAGAGGUCUCACACCACAACCUUUGACCCUGGACUCUCUUUUGAACAAUAACCUUGAUCAUAGCAUGAAUCGGCAGUGGUCUCCCUUACCUCAAACUCAUUCAAAUGGACAGCCGAUCUACGACUACAUAAAUGAUCUCACCCACAGGCCACGUUCCGCUGACCCACAGCUAAGAAAGAAAUUUGGUACCCCUGGGAAACAAAUACCAAAAAAGUCGCCAUCACAACCUAAAACGGCGCCCCACAAUGGUAUGAGCUCCCCAACAGGGUCCACUGGAUCGUCGUCAUCUUCCUCGAUGAACCCCAAGACCUUGACGGAUCCGAAACUUUUGAACAACAUCCCUGCAUGGUUGAAAUCUUUGAGACUUCACAAAUACUCGGAUGCACUCAAUGGGAAAUCUUGGGUCGACUUGAUUUAUUUGAAUGACGAUUCAUUGGCAGCUUUGGGUGUCUCCGCUCUGGGAGCCAGAAGAAAGCUUUUGAAGGCCUUUUCUGUGGUGAGAGAUCACAAAGAGCGCGGCCUCAUCGACUCUAAUGCAUUUUAA